GUCUAGUUAGCUAGGCUACCUUAAUUAGCUGCAUAGUUAGGCUACCUACCAUUAAACUCGUAGCAAUGGUAGCUAGACUACCAUGCUUGUUUUACUUGCUACGUAUUAAGGGGUUCAAGGUUUGAUCGUUUAGAAGCUCCAUUGAAAGCCUAUAGAACUACAGUACAGUAUUUUUGUAAUUGUUCGUUUGAUACGAUUAGCUAUUGAAGUGUUAGCAGUAGUACUAAUUUGAACAUAGUGUUUGCUUCUGUGAGACAGCGUUUUAAAUUAAUGUACUGUAGCCUACGUACCUGUACGGUUGGGUGGCAUUGUUAAUGUAAUUUUGUCUGUGCGUUCCAAGUUUUUCUGACGGUCCCCACAUGCAAGCUAUUCUUUUCGAAACUGUAGCUACUGUAGCUAGCCUAGUUUCUUGCAUAGUUACCUAGCAUUAGUAUCAAUGGUAGCAUGGUUGUUUUACUUGUUAGCUUUGUUUGGGUUCAUGGUUUUAUCGUUUAGGAGCUCCAUUGAAGGCCUGUAGAGCUACAACAGUACGUUCUGAUGUUGGACAAGAAGGCUUGGUUCGCAGUCUCCGCUCUAAUUCAUCCAAAAGGUGGUGUAUUGGGUUGAGAUCAGGACUUUGUGCAGGCCAGUCAAGUUCGUCCACACCAAACUCGCUCAUCCAUGUGUUUAUGGCCCUUGUUUUGUGCACUGGUGCACAGUCAUGUUAGAACAGGAAGGGGCCAUCUCCAAACUGUUCAUACAGUUUGGAGCAUGAAAUUGUUUAAUUGUUUACAAUGUUAGUGAAUUAUUGCAUUUCAGGAAAUAAUUUUUUAGGUAGGGAAUAUUGAAUGGAUUGGGCUCAGUGUAGUAUUUUGUAAUGACAAGUACAAGUUGGGUAUUUUGUCAUUCAUGCAUUCCUACUACAUGCUCCUGAUUAUGUAAUUUACCAACAGGUACAUCUUAUAGGCUGUGUUUAGUUGUUUUAAGUUUCUAAUGUGAGUCAAUGGCUUGGCAGUAUCUUAACAGUAAGGUUUGGUUACUUGUGAUAAACUGUCAUCAUUCUGUUUCUGUAUGGUUACAUUUAACAGACUUAAAUUUGAAUGUAGACAGUGUAAAUUGAAUAAAAUGAAUUAUUGGAUGUCUAAAUAUAUUUUUUUAAGUAAAGAGAUUGGUUUUUGAGAAUCCUAACCAUUUCAAUAUUUUCUUAAAGGUGUGUAUACUAGAACUGUUGAGUAUGAAGUUAUAAUAAUGUAAGAGUAUGAAAUUGUUAAGCAGUAAUGUGGUAUGUUACAUUUAAUAGUUUUUGAUGAUUUUUCUAUGUGUUUUUUAGAUGCCACAUGCAAGCAAGAGUUCCAGGGCAGCCAAGAAAAGGAUAUCUUCUCCAGAAGACCAAGGAUCCACUGUUAAGAUGCCGAGGAAGAAGAACUGGCGGAAAGGGCGUGAUCACUUGGCUGCUGCUCCAAUAUGUAGCGCCUUGUCUGAUUUUUCUCUAUCCACUGAUCCCCACUCUACCCCUUGCGAUAUCCCAUCUUCCUCUUCAUCCCCCACCCCAAGCUUCAUCUACUCUGAUUUUCCUCCUCUUCCGACCUCUCGGUCAUCUAUCUUUAGGCCCUGUGAGUCUCUUUCACAGUCUGUGCCUGUUGUGAGCUGUGAUAAUGUAUCGCAGUCUCUUUCAAGGACCAGUGGAGCAUCGUUCACACUGCCUCUGCAAUCUAUAAGGUGUGCAGCCAUUGGGGCAUACUGUUCUCACGGUGAAACUCUCAGUAACCAAGAAAAAAAAAUGGAUACAAAACUGGCAAACUUUGGUACAAAACUGGCAAACUUUGGUACAAAACUGUGCAACACUGCAAACUUUGAAAUGAAACUUGAUACAACUCUUGCAAGCCUUGAAACAUACACUAUUGUAAUACCUGAAGAAAAGAAAACUAUCAAAAGUCAUUCAACAAACUCUGUUGAAUACAUGAACAGUGGUGAGCUGUCCAACACCGUGCCUCCAAGCUGUCAUAACAGGUAUAUACAAGGAUCUUUUCAUCAAGGACAUGUGAUGUUUGAAGAUAAUGCAGGUGUACAAUGUGUGGCAAACAGUUUAACAGCAAUGUUGAUGAAUAAACUGAAAGAUGUGUGCACGUGGCAAAGUAGUGACCUUGAUAAUAUUCUUGUGAAUGGAAACAUGCUUUAUACGUCAGUAAAGAACUGCAAUCAGGGAAACCAUACUCAUCUUUUGGUAAGUGAUUUGCCAAAGUCUCAUGUGUUGCAUAAUGUUGAUUUUACAAUUAAUCUUGGACAAGCGUUUAGUGGCAUAGUAGGAGUACAUGAAUAUGAUUUAGAGUUGGCAGAUAUGGCAAUAAGCCUUUAUGAAGCACUGCAGAGAGUAUUACUAGGAGAUGACAGCUGUUUUUUGACAAUGAAUGAAAGUACUUGUGCCAUUAUUAAACACACCAGUGGUUAUGCAGUAUUUGACUCUCACUCACGCAGCUAUGAUGGCCUUGUUCAUCCAACAGGAAAAAGUCUUGUGUGUUUCUAUCAAACUUUUGAGGAUAUGUACAGUCAGCACAUUAAUAGGCUUGCAAGUUCAAUGAAUGCCCCUGGAAAACAUUUUGAGGUAACUGGAAUCAGCGUAACAAUGAGAAGUGAAGACGGCAACACUACAGCACUACACAGGUCUAGUAGACGGAAACGCAAUGCCAGGAAACCACAAGUAAUGACAGAGGUGUUUGUUGAUGGGAAUAUUCAUGUUCCCGAGAGUACUUUCAAAACACAAACUGUGUGUGGUCAUGCAUUGCCAUCACAAAAUGAGAAUUUCUUGUGUGAAAACCAUAGGCCUAUCAAUGUUACUAGUGCUGAAAGACUUUUGACAACAAAAGGGAUUGAUCUAACUGUAGACAACAACAGUGAGUGUAUUGAACACAAUGUUGAACAGAGUAAGAAUGCUGAUGAUGUUGUUGUUGGUGAUGUGACACUGCCAACAUGGACGUUUUCUCCCUUAACAUUUAUCAAUCAAACUGCGUUAUGUUCACAGUUAGAUUUGCAAAAUGUAAAUGAUAACCAUGAUUCAACCAUGAUUCAACAAUGCACAGUAUUAAGUUGUCCAUGUGAAUCAAAAGCUAUUAGAAAAGAUGGAAAUUGCUUCUUCCGGUCACUGGCUUUGGCAAUUUGCGGCACUGAAAGCCCUCACAUGAAAAUUCGAAAACAAGUGGUAAGACACUUAAUGAAAAAUGAGGAAACUUUUCAAAGGUUUCUGAGAAGUGAAUACACCUCUGUAGAACAUUACAUAAAGUCUUCACGAAUGAUGUAUGCAAACACGUGGGGCACUGAAUUGGAAAUUUUAAGUGCUGCAGAUCUAUUCCAUACUGACAUAUACACAUUUAAUUCUAAUCGCUGGAACAUGUACAAAAGUGUUUCAAGAACAAGUGACAAUGCCAUAUAUUUGAACCAUGUCAAUGGAAACCAUUAUGAAUUGGUAACAUGUGUAACAGAUACACAUUGUGAAAGUGGAUGUGCAUCAUUGUGCCAAGCAAAAAAAGCAAUGCUAAAGUGUAAUGUCAAUUUGAGGAAAAGGUUAACAACUGGUAGAAUACAACAUUGUCAAGAUAAAGCUGCUAAUAAGAAGCACAAAUACCAGAAUGAUAUUCAAUUUCAACAAAAUUGCAUUAUGUUGCAACAGAAAUUAUAUGCGACAGAUGAUCAAUACAGAAUAAACAAAUUGCAGUCCAGCCAAGAUCAGUACAGAACAGAUGCAGACUUUCAAACUAAAGUUAAAGAAUACAGUAAGAGGAAAUACAAAUGUGAUGCAGACUUUCAAACUAAAGUUAAAGAAUACAGUCAGAAGAAAUACAAAUCGGAUGCAGACUUUCAAACUACAGUUAAAGAGUACAGUAAAAAAAAAUACAAAUGUGAUGCAGACUUUCAAACUAAAGUAAAAGAAUCUAGCAAGAAGAAAUACAAUUCUGAUAUUGACUUUCAAAGCAGUGUUAAAACACACAGCAGCCAAACAUAUAUUGCUAAGAAAAAUCAGACAUAUUCCAUGGAUUUUGUCAUUGAAUCUUUUAGAAAAAGUGUCAAAACAGGCCCUGAAUUUGUUUGCUCAGUAUGUCAUCGCCAGCUUUUUCGAAAGCAAGUCAUUGAAUGUAAACAUGAUAAGUACACAACCAGUCCAACUGUACUUGCUUUGGCUAAAAAGUGCAUUACAGAAACAUAUUUACAAACUUGUGAAGAAUGUGAUGAUAACUGCACUGCACAUAUUCAAUCAUCUAAGUUGUGGAUAUGUCACACAUGUGACCGUAAAAUAUUUGCUGGUAGAAUGCCUGAACAAAGCGUAGCCAAUAACUUGCAUUUGGAAGCCAUUCCUUCUCAGCUACAGUGCUUAAAUUCCCUUGAGCAACACUUAAUAGCGAAACAUAUUCCUUUUAUGAAACUUUUGGCAUUACCAAAGGGUGGACAAAAUGGUUGUCAUGGACCUGUCGUGUGUGUUCCAUCUAAUGUCAAUCAAGUAACAACCAUGCUUCCAAGAAAUGAUGGAAAUGAUUUAAUGUUACGAAUUAAACUGAAACGCAAAUUAACAUACAAGGGCCAUUAUGAAUAUAAACAUGUACAUACAAACAAUGUCUACAAUGCCCUAGAGUACUUAAAGUUAAAUAACAAGUGGUAUCGUGACAUCAGCAUCAAUAAGGAAUGGGUUAACCCUCUUGACAAAAUUGACGAUGUGCAACUCAGUGAUGAACAACAAAAUACUGCUGUGCCAAUACAAAUGGUUAGUGUACCAAUGCACACAACAAGCGUUGCUAAUGAAAGAAACUCGCAAAAUCAUUCAGAAACUGAUGAUCCUGAAGAAGAGUUGACAUACACUGAACAAACACAUGGAAUGUUUCUAGACACAUGUUUACAACCAGUAGAUAUUGCGCAAGAAGUCUUGGAUCAACAUUUUGACUCUGUGUUAUCAGUUGCCCCUGCUGAGAAUAAUCAUCCCGUUAAACUGUUAGAAGAUGCUACUAAUGAAGGAAAAUGUUUCCCUACGUUAUAUCCAACAGGAGCUCCUACUUUUCAUGACCUUCGCCAAGAAAAAAUAAGCCUUUCCAAAUAUUUAAACACACGUCUACUAAAUGCUGAUGGCAGAUUUGCUAAGAACACAGACUUUAUAUUCUAUGCUCAGUACAUAUCAGAGGUGCAACAAGUUCUGUCAAAUGUAUCAAUUGCCAUGCGCAAAGGUUUAGGCACUGAAUUGCCGGAAAAAGAGCAAGCCAAUUUUCUAACGGAUGCAGAAUCUUUAAAACGAGUGUUAAAAAAUGACGAAGGUUACAAGUUCUUACGACCUAUACGUGGGACACCCCCCUUUUGGCAAUCUGUACAAAAAGAUCUGUUUGCUAUGAUACGACAACUAGGAAUCCCCACAUGGUUUUGUUCAUUUUCCUCAGCUGACAUGCGCUGGCCUGAAAUGAUAACAACGCUCUGUCAUGAACAAAAUAUAAAUGUGCCUAUAGAUGAACUGACUUGGUCAGAGAAAUGUGCAUUGUUGAAACAAAACCCAGUUACAGCUGCAAGAAUGUUUGACCACAGAUGGCACAGUUUCUUAAAAGAUGUGAUUAUGUCUCCAGCUGCUCCUAUUGGUAAAAUAUCGGACUACUUUUACCGUGUAGAAUUUCAAAACAGAGGCUCCCCUCAUUGUCAUUGCUUAUUCUGGGUGGAAUCAGCCCCUCAAAUUGACAAAGACCCUGAUGAGAAAGUUGUAGACUUUAUUGACAAAUAUGUAUCUUGUGAACUGCCAUCAUCAGAUGAUGAUGAACUGUGUGAGAUUGUAAACACUGUGCAAAAACAUAGCACUAGGCACUCAAAAACCUGUAGGAAAAAAAACACUGAAUGUCGGUUUAACUUCCCACGACCCCCAUCUUGUCGAACAUUUAUUGAUCGUAUUGUCAAACCUUCACAAAAUCAAUGCAAUACAGAACAAUCACAUCAACCAAUGACUGAGGAAGAUGAAGUAAGAAAACUGAUGACACCAGACAUGGCUGAAAAGAUUUUGAAAAUGCUCAGAACAACUUUACUAAAUAGUGACCAAACAUUUGAAUCGACAGAGGAACUGUUUGAAAGCAUCGGCAUUUCACAAUUGCUUUUUGAAAUAGCAAAUUCACAACUAACCAAUAAAACCAGCGUUGUUUUAAAAAGAAAGCCCGGUGAUAUUUGGAUUAACCAAUUCAACAAAGACUUGUUAAGAUCUUGGAAUGCCAAUAUGGAUAUUCAGUACAUUGUGGAUGCAUAUUCUUGUGUAGUGUACAUUAUUUCUUAUAUAUCCAAAGCAGAGAGAGAAAUGGGAUUGUUACUCGAUUGUGCACAAAAAGAAGGACAUAAAGGCAAUCUGGAUGCCAAAGCUGCAUUCAAAUCACUUGGCAGUGUUUACCUUCAUAAUAGAGAGGUGUCUGCACAAGAAUCAGUAUAUAGACUGACUGGAAUGCAUUUAAAGGAAUGCUCACGGAAAGUAACUUUUAUACCGACAGGAGAACACCCUAUGCGCAUGAGUUUACCUCUCAGUGUAUUGCGAGACAGAAAACGAAAUGACAACAAUGAACAUAACACUAUAUGGAUGACAAGUGUGAUAGACAGGUAUAAACAUAGACCACAAUCACCACUGUUUCAAAACAUGUGCCUUGCCACGUUUUGCUCGGAAUAUCGAGUCUUGAGUCAAAGUGAAGUCCCAGCUAAUCCAAGCGAAUCUGUCGUUCAACUGCAGGAGAAUUCUGGCCACAUCAGAAAAAGAUCACGCACGAAACCAGCUGUUAUUAGAUAUGCAAAACUGUCACCCACAAAAGAUCCAGAAAAAUAUCAUCAAAGUCAGUUACAAUUGUUUUUGCCCCACUAUGAAGACUGUCAGUUGAAACCACAUCCUUUUGUAACAUACGAAGAUUUUUACAAUGUUGGUAUUGUACGUGACUUCAGUGAUGACAUACACAAAGUUAAAGAAAUUGUUCAGAAUAAUAGGUCCUUGUAUGAACAAAAUUCUGACGAACUAGAUGAUGCUCAACUCAUAAUGGAACAACAGGUUGACUUGGAUGAUGCAUGGGCACAAAUUUGCCCCCAGUCUGAAUUGGAACGCCUUCAAUGUUUACAAUCACAGGAGGUUAUGCACAAUGAAACUGAUUUACAACCCAUUUCAGAAAAUAUUCCAGACCUGACAGAAACUUUGCCUAUAACUGGUAACAUACAAGUUAGAAAAACAUUCAUGACUAAAGAAGCAGCAUGGAACAUAAUGAGAUCUUUAAAUGAUGAACAAGCGCGCAUAUUUUACAAACUACGUCAGUGGAGUUUAGAAACCGUAUGGGGAGAAAAACCACAACAAAUACACCUUUUUGUCACUGGUGGAGCGGGGACAGGAAAAAGCCAUUUGAUAAAAGCCAUACAUUAUGAGUUGUCUCGAAUUUUAGCGCAACUAUGUACAAACCCUGAUGACACUACAGUUUUAAUAACAGCUCCUACUGGCGUUGCCGCGUAUAACAUUGGUGCUGCUACCAUACACAAUACUUUUUGUAUUGGCACAGAUGUGCGAUUACCUUACCAACCGUUGGGUGAGGAAAAGAUCAACUCUUUACGAGCUAAACUAUCCAAUUUACAAUUACUGAUCAUUGAUGAAAUAUCAAUGGUAGACACCAGACUCUUUGCAUACAUUCACGGAAGACUAAGACAAAUAAAACAAUCCGGCGAUCAUUCUUUGUUUGGAAAAGUUAGCAUUGUUGCUGUUGGAGAUUUUUACCAGUUACCACCUGUGAAAGGAAAACCUCUGUACAGUGAUAUGCCAGGACUGAACAUUUGGAACGAUCACUUUGAAAUUGCAACUUUGACACAAGUUGUGAGACAAAAAGAUUCUACUUUUGCUGAGCUUCUGAAUCGCAUACGUGUUCAUGAAAAAUCAACUCCUAUGUUGCGUGCAGACAUUGAGAUAUUGAAACAAUGUGAAACAGGACAAGACUUGAAUGUAUUGCACAUUUUUGCAACAAAUAAACAAGUUUGCUAUUAUAACUCUGAAAAGCUCAAUUCCAUUUGCCCAAAUGCUAUAAGUAUUGAGGCACAAGACUUUGAGCGAAAUCCAAAAACAGGACGUAUGGAAAGAAAGAAUGGCCAUCACAAAAAGGUCUUUAACAGCUGUCUUAAGCCUAGUGUCAAUAUGGGAAUACAAGCUCGCAUCAUGCUGACAAAAAACAUUGAUGUUUUAGAUGGACUUGUUAAUGGUGCUGUUGGAACAGUUUUCCAAAUCGUGUUUGAUACAGACAAAUACUUUCCCUCUGUAAUACAUGUUGAAUUUGAUGAUGACAAAAUUGGACAACUGCAAAGAGCUAAAAUAACUACACCGGAUAAUACUCAUCCAAACAUCACAAUGAUUAAACCUGUAGAAGACAGAGUCUCAAACAAUGGUGGAAUACGGCGGCAGUACCCAUUACAAUUAGCCUGGGCUUGUACCGUACACAAAGUUCAAGGUUUAACAGUUAACAGUGCAGUGGUAAACUUGCAAAAAAUAUUUUCACCAGGACAAGCUUAUGUUGCUUUAAGUCGUGUGUCUUCUCUGUCAGGCUUAGUAAUUGAAGACUUGAAAGAGUCAAAGAUUUAUUGCAACAGUAAUAUCAAAGAUGUUCUUGAGCAGCAGCUCUCUGUGGAGCUUGGAGGAGACGCAGGCGUGGGAAGUGCGCUGGAGCGCUGGUUGGACUGCGAGAGCAGGGAUUCUACUUCUACGGUCACCAUCACAGUGAAAAUUCAAGACAUCCAAGAAAACACCACCCGUUGGCUUGAACACGAAUGCCGAGAAAUACAGAUGUCGACCUACUCCGUCGCCAACAGCACUGCCAGUAUCCUGCUAACUACACAGCUGCUAACAGCUGGUACACCCUCUCACCUGUCACUGUUAAGGACUACAACAACACCAUCACUGUCAGCACAUCACCAUCCACCACAGCAGAGACCAUCAAUCGACCCCCCAGACAUGGUGUAG
Molecule: messenger RNA, 8947 nt
Organism: Clupea harengus (Atlantic herring)
Lineage: Eukaryota; Metazoa; Chordata; Actinopteri; Clupeiformes; Clupeidae
Exons: 4
Coding region: 1310-8947 (2545 amino acids)
Biological process (GO): telomere maintenance; DNA repair
Molecular function (GO): DNA helicase activity; ATP hydrolysis activity
Source: RefSeq, a predicted model, not a curated record